AAGUAUGACACCUCCCAACAUGUUUCAUUGCAUAGCAUGUUGGUGUAGGCUACAGCGCUGUUUUCUUCUCAAAUGCAGAUUUAACUAGAUAAACUGACUGGUCUCAUUUACAAACGAAAAAAAGCGGCGAUCGUAAGGAGUUGAAACGAAUUUGACGCAUUGCUAGACAAAACUUGAAAACCGUGUCAUCGAGCAUUUCAUAGGCGCACAAGUCCUUGAUACAACUUCAAACGGAGAUCGGUAAUUCGCUCUCGAAGCUGGCAUCCUCGGACAGUCGGAUGCAGCGAGGAAAAUGCGCGUCUGUCAGCUGGCCUGCGGCUGUGCGCGGCGUUAGAGCAAACGGUGCGCUUCGGGCGAGGUGGCAGCGCUGAAGCCCACAACGGCGCUCAUACGCUGCGGACAAACAUCGUCUCUGCGAAAUACACUACUGCUGGGACAGCUGUAUGCAAUGGCUUUGUAAUUGUAAAACAAACCCAACAGAGGCUUAGAGGAUUUGAGACUGGACUUUUCCCCGCGGGAGAUUAAACAAUGUCCCUGCUAAAGGAAGCGCAAUGAAAUCCAGUCAAUGAUACUUAUGUUUGGGCUCCGUUUUUCCUAAAUUUUACUUUAAUUUCCCGUCAGUCACGGGGGACUCGUGUGAGUAGAUUGUUAACCACAGAAGCCGGAGUCUGUCGAAUACCGGGAAAUUUUCCAGCUCAAAGUUUUCGUGUAAACGCACGUAUUAGGACGAUUAUUUGCGAUAGCAGGAAAGUCGGGGCAUCACCGUCCGGUAAGGUAGGAUCAAAUUCGAACCGAGGCGCAGUAAUGCAUAUGGUCUUAAUUACGAGAUUUUGUCCCUGAAUCGCUGGUCUGCCGCCUUCUCCUCGCAGUUAAUUACAGCGAUGGUGUGCGUGCUUGCGCGACCCUGCAAACCCGCCAAAGUGGAUAUAUAUUGCUAUAUGGAUAUUCAACUAAAAUAAGUUACUGAAAGAAAGUAUCAAAAAUGAGACACCUGUGCUCGAUCCUGCUCCUCCUCUCUCUGCAUCCGGCCACCAGCAACAAAGAGCAGAUUCCAGAGGCGGAGCUUCUAGAAUGGGCGGAGUCAGAUAACGAGGAGAGCCUCUCCCCCGAAACGGCCAGCCCUCGGCUCCGCAACCCUCUGCGGCUGUUUGCACAGGCGUCUCCUGCGCUGAAGAACAUCAGGGAAAUGGCGUAUUUAGGGAACGCGGAGGACGUCUGGGCCUGGUUAUCCAAUCAGACGGCUGCUCAAGAGGCUCGCGCCAGAACUAAACGCAGGCCCAUCGUCAAGACGGGGAAGUUCAAAAAAAUGUUUGGCUGGGGCGACUUCCAUUCCAACAUUAAGACCGUGGAGCUGAACCUGCUGAUCACAGGCAAGAUCGUGGACCACGGCAACGGCACCUUCAGCGUCUACUUCCGGCACAACUCCACCGGCAAGGGCAACGUGUCCGUCAGCCUGGUGCCACCCUCCAAGGUGGUGGAGUUCGAGAUCAGCCAGCAGUCCACGCUAGAGACCAAGGACUCCAAAGCCUUCAACUGCCGCAUCGAGUACGAGAAGACGGACCGGGCCAAGAAGACGGCCAUGUGCAGCUUCGACUCGCCCAGCAUGUGCUACAGGGAGCAGACACAGAGCCACGUCUCCUGGCUCUGCUCAAAGCCCUUCAAGGUCAUCUGCAUCUACAUCGCCUUCUACAGCGUUGACUACAAACUGGUGCAGAAGGUCUGCCCUGACUACAAUUACCACAGCGACACUCCCUACUUCUCCACUGGGUGACAGAAGCUUUGUGAUUGGUUGGUUCUUGGGCAUUGUAGCGACCUGUUCACAUCACCCUUGUCAUGCUCUGUUCAUUUCUCAUGCAGUUAUUACUCUUUCUCCAGAUGUUGGCUAUGGGGGGACCUCAUGGGCACGUAAUCACAGAUGAAUUUAUGGUUUUGUGCUGGUAAACCGGGGAAACAAUAUCAACAUCUGCCACAAACCUAAUUCCACAUCUAAUGGAGCUCAGUCUUUUCUAAAUUUUCUUUUUCAUUUCCUCCUUUUUCACCCAGCAUCAACAGUUGAUAGUUAUACAUGCAAGCUUGUCACCAUAGUGAUGAUAACCACCGGAUCCACCUAGGGGAGUGGGUGAGUUCUGUGCAAUACACAAGUAUGUCUAGCAUACCUACUUUUCACACUACAAGUCCCACAAUGCACCAGGAGGCAAAUGCUGUUGGAAGAUGGGCACUCCUGAUAUCCUCCUGAUGCUAUCUGAGUAAAUCAUAGGUGUCAUGACUGUCAGGGUACUGAGAGCGGAGUGAAGGGCUUUUCCCAGACAGAAUCCCCUGCUAAUACAGCUAUACAUCUGAUAUGUUUGGCAUUUAUUGGCAUUUGGAACAUAAACCAGUAUGUAGAAACCUCUCAGAUAUUUUGUUACAUUUAUGAAUAUUUGUUGAGAUUAUUUAAUUCUGUUUUACGAAGCUGAUUAUUAGUUUGAUGCAGUUUUCUCAGAUUUG
Messenger RNA from Megalops cyprinoides (Indo-Pacific tarpon), 2487 nucleotides. Its product is annotated as neurexophilin-2-like. The coding region runs from base 983 to 1771 and encodes 262 amino acids. Gene Ontology annotation, molecular function: signaling receptor binding. The transcript has 3 exons. The record is from RefSeq and is a predicted model, not a curated record. Lineage: Eukaryota; Metazoa; Chordata; Actinopteri; Elopiformes; Megalopidae.